AGCGGAGUGUGAAUGCGGAAAUAUCGUCUUCUUCCAUCCAAGACCCCUAAUGAUCGACAGGCUGCAUUGUGCAAACCAGGUUGAAGAUGGCGUGGAGGCAGUUGAUCUUCAAAGAGAGACCAUUCUCAAUUCGAUCACAGCCGCCACAGAUUACUCCUGGGUUGUUCAGAUUCUUCUCCAAGUCCACAACUCCAUUUAUCGUCAAGGUUGGAAUACCAGAAUUUCUGAACGGAAUCAGUGGAGGGGUUGAAGCCCAUGUGACCAAGCUUGAAUCUGAGAUCGGAGACCUUCAUAAACUGCUUGUUACUCGUACGCUGAAACUCAAGAAACUUGGCAUCCCCUGCAAGCAUAGGAAGCUGUUGUUGAAAUACACCCACAAGUAUAGAUUGGGACUGUGGAGGCCUAGAGCUGAACCUGUGAAAGCCGGAUAAGUUCUGGGGCACCUUGUUCUCUGCGGAGCAACACCAAGCAUGCUAACAUGACCGAUGGACAUCUCUGUAGGAAAAUGUUGUAUUUGAUGAGUUCUGUUCUCUUUUGCGUUUUAAGGUCUCUUCAAACUUUGAGAGAGAAAGGUUUAACUCAGUAUUAGUGACAUGGUAAAUUUAAUGAAGCAAACGGGCUGGUCUGCAGUGCCUGCAUUGA
Messenger RNA from Tripterygium wilfordii, 642 nucleotides. RefSeq lists its product as uncharacterized. NCBI's taxonomy places the organism in Eukaryota, Viridiplantae, Streptophyta, Magnoliopsida, Celastrales, Celastraceae. The record is from RefSeq and is a predicted model, not a curated record. Bases 87 to 431 code for a protein of 114 amino acids. The transcript has 3 exons.